Molecule: messenger RNA, 2168 nt
Organism: Scleropages formosus (Asian bonytongue)
Lineage: Eukaryota; Metazoa; Chordata; Actinopteri; Osteoglossiformes; Osteoglossidae
Product: U1 small nuclear ribonucleoprotein 70 kDa-like
Exons: 10
Coding region: 184-1587 (467 amino acids)
Biological process (GO): mRNA splicing, via spliceosome
Cellular component (GO): U2-type prespliceosome; U1 snRNP; precatalytic spliceosome
Molecular function (GO): mRNA binding; U1 snRNA binding
Source: RefSeq, a predicted model, not a curated record
UCCGGUCACCCCGCCAUUUUGAGUCGGAAACGCGGCGAGUGGAGCGCGAGCCAUUCAUUGUAGUGGGACGAGCCGCUACCGAAAGAACCGAACCGAACCGCACCAAACCCAACCCAACCCUGUUCAGCGCGUCCCGAUCCCGGUCCCGUCUGCAGGAGGCCGAAUGCGCGGUUGAGGUGAAGGAUGACGCAGUUCCUCCCACCGAACCUGUUGGCGCUUUUCGCGCCGCGAGACCCCAUACCGUUUCUUCCGCAGCUCUCUAAGCUGCCCCACGAGAAGCACCACAACCAGCCGUACUGCGGUAUCGCCCCGUUCAUCCGCCACUUCGAGGACCCCCGGGAUGCUCCUCCGCCCACAAGAGCCGAGACCAGGGAGGAGCGGCUGGAGAGGAAGAGACGGGAGAAGAUCGAAAGGAGGCAAACGGUCAUGGAGGAUGAACUCAAGUUGUGGGACCCACACAACGACCCCAAUGCCCAGGGAGAUGCUUUCAAGACUCUCUUCGUGGCUCGAGUGAAUUACGAUACGACAGAGUCCAAGCUUCGCCGUGAGUUCGAAGUCUAUGGCCCCAUUAAGCGAAUCUACAUUGUGUACAGCAAGAGGACGGGCAAACCCAGGGGUUACGCCUUCAUUGAAUACGAGCACGAGAGGGACAUGCACUCUGCCUACAAGCACGCUGAUGGUAAGAAGAUUGACGGGAGGAGGGUGCUUGUUGACGUGGAGAGGGGACGAACUGUGAAAGGAUGGCGCCCCCGCAGGCUAGGUGGGGGUCUAGGCGGCACGCGCAGAGGGGGUGCUGACGUCAACAUCAAGCACUCAGGACGAGACGACACCUCGAGAUAUGAUGACCGGCCCAUCGGAGGAGACCGAGACCGCGGUAUUGACCGGCGAGCUGACCGUAGCCGGGAAAGGGACCGGGACAAAGACCGUGGAGAGCGACGCAGAUCACGGUCCAGGGAGAGACGGCGCCGCAGCUCACGCUCCCGCGACAGGGAGAGAGCAGACAGGGGGGCGCCAACAGGGCCCCUUGGGGAAGAGGGCAGCCGUCGCAGGGAUAGGGAGAGGGGGGGUGACGACAGGAGCAGAGAGAGGAGCAGGGACAGGGAGCGGAAGAGGAGGAGUCGCAGCAGGGACAGGAAGAGGGAGCGUGGCGAGGAGGCGGGAGUAGGGCUGCCCGACGGCCAAGGCGACGGGGCCGACCACGUGCUUGAGGACCCCGGCUUGGAAGAGCGCGUCGAAAGCGCGGGUGAUGGCGAGGACAGGGGAAAGGAGCGGGGCGAGCGAGGCGAGCGGGAUCGCGACCGUCGGCGCAGUCACAGAGACAAGGAACGGGAGCGUGACAGGAGGAGGGGAGAUCGCGACCGAGAGCGAGACAGAGAUCGCGAGCACAAGAGGGAGCGGGGUGAUCGCGACAGGAAGGAUGAGCGCAUGGGGCCAGACGGGGGCAGUAAUGGGGAGCCGGUGUCUGCGGUGCCACCCGAGGAGGGCAGUGAGGACGGGCUGAUGGAGCAGGAAGUAGCCCCCCCCGGGGGAGCCUACAUGUCCCAGGAGAAUGGCUACCAGAUGGACGGCCAGGCGGAGGAGUACUGAGGGGAGUCCCGGAUGUGGAGCGCCCCCUCGUCCGUCCCCUCUGUUCCCAGCAGCGUAGCCCUGACCCCGGCUGCGAGGGGUCCGUGGUCCCCCAGCUCGGUGAGGACAGAGGCUCGGCACCGCUGUGGUUUUCUCACUUGCGGCAGCUGAACCGUUGCUGUAAAAGUUAGGGUUCUGUUUCCAUUGCUUUGUCCACUUUUGUACCUUCAUUUGACUUAGUGAGGGGGGGUUUUAUUUUUCACAGCACCUCCCUUUGGGUUGCUUUCGUUUCGCCCUGUUCGAGUCCCCCUUGUCCUCAGGGCUGAGUCGUCGACAUGCGUCACCGAGCGGCAGUAAAACCUGCCUGCUGCAGGGGACACCACGGCGGAGAAAUAGGUUUGGCACAUGUGGUUCCGCUCUUCGAUCCACUGUCUGCAUGUGCUCUUCCUGUGACCGUGUUAGGUGUGCCGGAGAACGCGACGCGGGAUUCCACGCCCUGCUGCUCCGCCGAGCCUCUUGUUGACACCUCUUUACACAAAUCAUGUUGGCCCACAACUCUCUCCCAUAAUUUUCUAUCUACAAAAUAAAUGUUUUUUCUACUG